AUGAGGAACCUAGUACACGUCGCCAUUGCGGCCACCUUGGCAAUUGAAGUCGCUGCGAAUUCUCACCAGCACCUCCAUCACCACGCCAAGAAAGAUGUUGCCUCCAAGGUUGAACGACGUGCAGCCGAUGGAAUCGUUUGGGUCCCCGCAACCGAGACUGUGUACAUACUUGGCGGGGAGAAAAUUUCAAUGGAAGAAGCAUUGGCUGGUUUGAACAACGGCGAUUUUGUCAUUGCUGGCGAAUCCACGCCCAUCUUCACCCCUCCCCUCGCCCAACCCCCUAAGCCUACGACUACCACCAGCCUUCAGGACCUUGGUGCACAAUUUUUGGAGAAAUCAAGCAGUGCUGCAUCCCUGCCGAACCCUACGACUACUUCGCAACCACCACCUCCUAAGAGCACUCAGGCUCCCAAACCAAGUCCUUCACCCAGCACCCCCCCAAGCGGAGGUAUCGGCCUGGAUUCCAAGUUCCCCAGCGGUCAAAUAGACUGCUCCAAGUUCCCCUCUGACUACGGCGCCGUUCCAUUGGACUAUCUGAAAAUGGGUGGAUGGUCUGGCAUACAGUUUUGCCCUGACUACUCAAUGGGCAAAUCCAAAAGUAUCAACAACAUCGUCACUGGCAUCCAUAACGACGAGUGCACUAAGGGGGCAAUGUGCUCUUAUGCGUGUCCGCCUGGCUACCAGAAGAGCCAGUGGCCUGAGGCGCAAGGCGAGACUGGGCAAUCCAUUGGUGGCCUUUACUGCAACGAAGGUGGAAAACUUGAGUUGACUCGUAAAAGCAACCCCGUUCUUUGCGAACCUGGUGCUGGCGGCGUUUCUAUCAUUAACGAAUUGGACGAAGUUGUCUCUACCUGCCGAACCGACUACCCUGGCACUGAAAGCAUGACUUUUCCCGCCGAGGCCAUGCCUGGUAAGUCGGUUGUAUUGACUAAUCCUGACUCAUCGACAUACUUCUUCUGGAAGAACCUGCCCACCACAGCUCAGUACUACGUCAACAACAAGGGCCUUGCUGCAAAGGAUGCCUGUCUCUGGAACUGUCCCUGCGACGAGAACAAGUCCCAGGAAAAGAAAACCUGCGGUAACUGGGCGCCUAUUAACAUUGGCGUUGGCCAGGCUAAUGACACCAACACAUACAUUUCUAUUUUCCAGAACGCACCGACGAGCAGCGCGAAACUGAAUUUCAAUAUCAAAAUUACUAUUGAUGGCAACACCAAGUGCGCUUAUGAGAAUGGAAAUUUUAUUGGGGAAGGCAAUGGGAAUGGUUGCACUGUUACAAAGAGCGAGAGUGCCAAGGCAGUCAUCCGAUACUACUCGUAA
Metarhizium brunneum ARSEF 3297 is the source of this 1317-nucleotide messenger RNA. RefSeq names its product Secreted beta-glucosidase sun1 (gene sun1). The record is from RefSeq and is a predicted model, not a curated record. Gene Ontology annotation, cellular component: cell surface; fungal-type cell wall. NCBI's taxonomy places the organism in Eukaryota, Fungi, Ascomycota, Sordariomycetes, Hypocreales, Clavicipitaceae. Gene Ontology annotation, biological process: fungal-type cell wall organization.